CGGUCUGAAUCUUUGUUAUCACAAGCCGCGGUCUCAUACAGCUGUAAUUCACAACAAUGGUGGUGCCGGUUGUGUUUUAGGUUAAAGUUGCGUGGCUUUGGGUAACAGUUUAGUCCAAUUUAGAGUUGUGAAAAAUGGACAAUAGGAUCACAAUAUGUGACCCGGACGAAGAAGAAAUCGACAAUGAAAUAUUUCAAGAUAUCGAGCCAGUCACGUGGAUCAACGAUGAUCCGAACUAUGACUUGGACGAAGUCAACAUGUUCUUCCAUAGGGUGGAUUCCGAUCAGAUUAUAUACGAGGAGAAAAAGAAAAAAUGUAAAUUUAUUGGUAAAUAUCUUAUGGGUGAUGUUCUUGGUGAAGGUAGUUACGGAAAGGUGAAAGAAGUGCUGGACUCAGAGACACUUUGUCGUAGAGCCGUGAAAAUUUUAAAAAGGAAGAAACUUCGUAGAAUCCCAAACGGAGAGCUUAACGUUCAACGGGAGAUAAAACUAUUAAGGAUACUAAAACAUAAGAAUGUAAUUAACCUUGUAGAUGUUUUAUAUGAUGAUCAAAAGGAGAAGAUGUAUCUAGUUAUGGAAUUUUGUGUAUGUGGAUUACAGGAUAUGUUGGGAAGUACACCUCUCAAAAAGCUUCCACUUUGGCAAGCACAUGACUAUUUCUGUCAGUUGUUGGAUGGUUUAGAAUAUCUUUACAGUAAAGGAAUAGUACACAAAGACAUAAAACCAGGAAAUUUAUUGUUGGCUUUAGAUGGUACCUUAAAGAUUAGUGAUUUUGGAGUUGCAGAGGCGUUAGAUAUGUUUUCUGAAGACGACAUAUGUAAAAUGGGACAGGGGUCACCAGCAUUUCAGCCUCCUGAAAUUGCAAAUGGCUGUGAAACGUUUUCUGGCUUUAAAGUAGAUAUAUGGAGCAGUGGAGUUACAUUGUAUAAUAUAACAACAGGCCAAUAUCCUUUUCAAGGUGAUAAUAUUUAUAAAUUGUAUGAGAAUAUAGGGAAAGGUGAAUACACAAUACCCGAAGAAGUAGAAGAGCCUUUGAAAUCACUUAUACAAGGAAUGUUACAAAAAGAUGCAGAUAAAAGAUUUAAUUUACAACAAGUUAGAAGGCAUCCAUGGACUAUAUGCAGGCAUCCUAGAACACAAGAAGAAGUGCCUAUACCUCCUCUUAAAGGACAUAAAUGGCACAGUAUGACCGUACUACCGUACCUGAUGGAAUAUCAUUAUGGAGGUGACAACAAUCCCACGUAUUACACUGAACAUCAACUAAAUGAAGAAAAAAGGCAUCAAGAAGUGGACAGAACCAGUGAAGACCAAAAAACUACAUGGAAUAGUCACAACAGCAAAUCAAAUUCGCAUCAAAGCAAACGAAGAUGGCGCAAACCAAUUUCAUGCAUUAGCGUUAAGAAAUUUCCAUCUUGCAAGCCAUCGUGAUUUGUCUCGUUGCCACGCUUAUUUUUUAAUUAUAUAUUUUCCUGACUAUGUUAGAUACAAAUAGUUUCUCUGCGGUGGAGACGACUGAGAGUCUAAAUAACACGCUAAGAAACGCUAGGACAGUUUACCUAGAUGCAGCUCGAAUUGAGUAUAAAAUUUGAACUAAUUCAAAAGCAUUAAAUAUAAACAUUUGUGAUAUUAAUAUUAAAUAAUCAUAGUAGAUAAUUCGUCAUGCUCUACUAAUUAUGAGGUUAAUCACUCUUAAGUCCAAAUAAAGUGAUUCUCCUUCAUGUGCCAUAACAAAGUUACGAUUAUUAAUGGUUUCUAUUAAAAAAUGUUUCAUACAACUUUCUCCUUUCUCGUGUUUCGUUAAUUUAGAUGAUGAAAAAAAAUUAAGUUGCUAAACAGC
Nomia melanderi (Alkali bee) is the source of this 1836-nucleotide messenger RNA. RefSeq names its product Lkb1/serine/threonine kinase 11 (gene Lkb1). Lineage: Eukaryota; Metazoa; Arthropoda; Insecta; Hymenoptera; Halictidae. Gene Ontology annotation, molecular function: ATP binding; protein kinase activator activity; protein serine/threonine kinase activity. The record is from RefSeq and is a predicted model, not a curated record. Gene Ontology annotation, biological process: mitotic spindle organization; intracellular signal transduction; glucose homeostasis. Gene Ontology annotation, cellular component: centrosome; nucleus; spindle pole.